Messenger RNA from Dama dama (fallow deer), 2227 nucleotides. RefSeq names its product podocan like 1 (gene PODNL1). The transcript has 10 exons. The coding region runs from base 205 to 1935 and encodes 576 amino acids. Lineage: Eukaryota; Metazoa; Chordata; Mammalia; Artiodactyla; Cervidae. The record is from RefSeq and is a predicted model, not a curated record. Gene Ontology annotation, molecular function: protein binding.
GGUGCCUGCCCGCCCUCCACAGGGCGGGGAAAGGGUGGGCCAGCUCCCCUGAGCCCCUGGGGGAACGGGCUGGGGGGAAGGAGGGUGGUUUGUGUGAGAUGGGGGGCAGUGGCGGCCACAGCACAACCUCCAGAGGUGACCGCCUGGUUUCCAUUAAGGAACCCUGGUCAGCAGUUCGGGCGAGACAGCAGAGCGGGGCUGGCUAUGCGACUGAGCCUAUUGCUGCUGCUCCUGCUGCUGCCUGGCCUCCCACCCGCCCUUGGCAUGGAGGAUGAUGCCUCCUUCCCCCACCUGGGGGAGAGUUCCCAGCCCCCACCUCGGGCCUGCCCCCCACGCUGCUCCUGCCCCCGGCCCGACACGGUGGACUGCGACGGCCUGGACCUCCGGGUAUUCCCGGACAACAUCACCAGGGCUGCUCAGCACCUCUCCCUGCAGAACAACCAGCUCCAGGAGCUCCCCUACAACGAGCUGUCACGUCUCAGCGGACUGCGGACCCUCAACCUCCACAACAACCUCAUCUCCUCUGAGGGCCUGCCCGACGAGGCCUUCGAGUCGCUGACACAGCUGCAGCACAUCUACGUGGCCCACAACAAGCUCUCUGUGGCCCCCCAGUUUCUGCCCCGCUCCCUCCGGGUCGCUGAUCUGGCUGCCAACGAAGUGACUGAGAUCUUCCCGCUCACGUUCGGGGAGAAGCCGGCGCUCAGGUCCGUGUACCUCCACAACAACCAGCUGAGCAACGCCGGCCUGCCCCCUGACGCCUUCCGCGGCUCCGAGGCGGUGGCCACCCUCAGUCUCUCCAGCAAUCAGCUCAGCUACGUGCCACCCAGUCUGCCGCCCUCACUGGAGCGGCUCCACUUGCAGAACAACCUCAUCUCCAAGGUGCCCCGAGGAGCCCUGAGCCGCCAGACCCACCUCCGUGAGCUUUACCUUCAGCACAACCAGCUGACAGACAGUGGCCUGGAUGCUACCACGUUCAGCAAGCUGCACAGCCUGGAGUACCUGGACCUGUCCCACAACCAGCUGGCUGAGGUGCCCGCCGGCCUGCCCCGCACCCUGGCCGUGCUGCAUUUGGGCCGGAAUCGCAUCCGCUGGGUGGAGGCGGCCCGGCUGGGCGGCCUGCGGGGCCUGCGCUACCUGCUACUGCAGCACAACCAGCUGGGGGCCACGGGGCUGCCAGCCGGAGCGCUGCGGCCGCUGCGGGGCCUGCACACGCUGCACCUCUAUGGCAACAGGCUGGACCGAGUGCCCCAGGCGCUGCCCCGCCGCCUACGGGCCCUGGUGCUGCCCCACAACCGCGUGGCCGCGCUGGGCGCCAGGGACCUGGCCUCCACACCCCGCCUGGCCGAGCUCAACCUGGCCUACAACUGCCUGGCCAGCGCCCGCGUGCACCUCCGGGCCUUCCGCCGGCUGCGGGCCCUGCGCAGCCUCGACCUGGCUGGCAACCAGCUGACCCAGCUGCCCUCCGGCCUGCCCGCUGGCCUGCACACCCUUCGGCUGCAGCGCAACCAGCUGCGGGCCCUCGAGCCGGAGCCGCUGGCCGGCCUGCACCAGCUCCAGGAGCUCAGCCUGGCACAUAACCGCCUGCGUGUGGGUGACAUCGGGCCUGGCACCUGGCAUGAGCUGCAAGCCCUGCAGGUGCUGGACCUCAGCCACAACGAGCUGUCCUUCGUGCCCCCUGACCUACCCGAGGCCCUGGAGGAGCUGCACCUGCAGGGAAACCGCAUCGGCCACGUGGGCCCUGAAGCCUUUCUCAGCACACCACGCCUGCGUGCCCUCUUCCUCAGGGCCAACAGGCUUCACAUGACCAGCAUCGCACCUGAGGCCUUCCUGGGCCUCCUGCACCUACGCGUAGUGGACACGACGGGGAACCUGGAGCCAGUCUUGGUCCACCUGCCGCCCACAGCCCCACGUCGGCCACGGGCAGCAGGCCCCUGAGCCUAGAGGACCUCGGCAGAGCAGCCCAGACCCCUGGGGCUCUGCGGGGCAAUGGACUAAGGAGACAGCGCCCACCCAGGGCCUCGACCUGGCUCUCCUGGGCCUGGAGGGCUGGGCCUGCCCCUCCUGUGCUGGCGGGGCUACUGCGACGGGCCACCACCCAGCACAAGGGAGCCCAGGAGACGGGAGCAGGCCACUUGCACACUGGGCGAACAGGCAACUCGGGCCCUGCUGGACACUCCCCCACUGCCUGUGAUGGACACAGCAACAAUAAAGCCUAGCCCCGGCCUUC